This is a messenger RNA of Glycine soja, 1999 nucleotides long. RefSeq lists its product as uncharacterized. The transcript is spliced from 2 exons. The record is from RefSeq and is a predicted model, not a curated record. NCBI's taxonomy places the organism in Eukaryota, Viridiplantae, Streptophyta, Magnoliopsida, Fabales, Fabaceae. Gene Ontology annotation, molecular function: glycosyltransferase activity. The coding region runs from base 455 to 1885 and encodes 476 amino acids.
CAACUGAAUGCUCAUUCAACUUUCAAGGUUUCCUCCAUAUAUUGUGCAGCAUCUUUGGCAAGGGUAGUAACAAAAUUAAUAUGAAAUAUGUAACGUACCCUUUUUUUUCUGCUCUCUUGUUUUUUUUCUAUGUAGUAGGACAGGGCAAUAGGUGUACCAAUGAAGCAGUAUAACUUCCGAACAACGUAUUACUUUCGCUGGUAUUUUAAUUGAACUUUAAGGUUCAAAAUCUAUGUCUUCUCCAAAAGUGCAUUAAGGAUGUCCAAUUCCAUUAUACCUGCCAUCCUUCAUUAAUUAGCCCAAAUAACAUGUUCUUGGGGUUGUUUUAUACAUAUGGGUUACUACCUCCAAUCGUUAAUCAAAUCAAUUGGCCUUACCUUGUUUCAAUUCAUUCUUUUAAAGACUAUUUUGUUUCUCUUGUUACAUUGUUAACAUUUUCAUAGCCUAUAAUACCAUGACUGCCAAAGCACAUAAUGAAAUAUGCAGAUUAAGCCCUCAAAAGCUUAUCCUGAUCAAACACAAUCGAGGUAAUUUUACAAUUGUCAUCUUAAUCACUUGUGUCACAUUCCUCAUUGCAUUGCACACCCAGUUCUUCCUUCAAACUCCACCACCACCAUCAUCAUGGGAAACUUCAAUCUUCAACACCACUCACAACGAGCUCAAUUCCACGGUCCAUAAGCUUCGUUCCUCGGUCACGUUUCUUCCACUCAAGGAUCUCCGCCAUGCACGUGCACCCCUUGAAGGCCACACAUGGUUCAUGAGUUCCAUGUAUGACACACACGAAGAUGGUGAGGUCCAAUACCAGCAAUUCCCAUCAGAAUCAUCACAUGGUAAGCUUCUAUGUCUCAAAGGACGCGACACGCAUGACGGGUCAUGGAACUCCUAUGCUUUGGCAUGGCCUGAGGCUUUGCCUUAUAACACCACCUUCAUGAGAGGCUUAACUUUUGUGUCAUAUAACCAUUACAACUAUGAGAAUUUGUGGCAUGGUUUAUGUGCCAUGGUCCCAUUUGUGGCUUGGCAUAAGAUGAAUAAUAGCUCACAAUUGCCCUCAAGGUGGGUUUUGUAUCAUUGGGGUGAGCUAAGGUUCAAGAUGGGCCUGUGGGUUGACACCUUGAUGGAGGCCACCUUUAAUGGGCCACCAAUUAUUGAAAAGUUUGAUGGAGUUAAUGAAGAUGGGCCAGUGUGCUUUGAGGAGGCUGUGGUUAUGAGGCACAAUGAGGGUGGCAUGUCAAGAGAAAGAAGAAUGGAAGUGUAUGAUCUAAUGAGGUGCAAGGCUAGGAUGUUUUGUAAUGUGAGCUUAAAGGGGAGUGAUGUAGAAAUCAAUGAUAGAGGAUCACCAAUGAUAGGGAUGACUUUGUUUUUCAGGACAGGACCAAGAUCUUUUAAGAAUGACACAAUUGUGGCUGAAAUCUUUCAUAAGGAGUGUGCUAAGAUUGAAGGUUGCCGGUUUAUGGUAGCUCAUUCCAAUAAUCUCACCUUUUGUGAGCAGGUGAAAUUGAUGAGUGUGACAGAUAUUUUGAUAUCUCCACAUGGUGCUCAAUUGACCAACAUGUUUCUCAUGCAAAGAAACAGCAGUGUCAUGGAAUUCUUUCCCAAAGGGUGGCUGAAACUUGCUGGUGUUGGCCAAUAUGUUUACCAUUGGAUAGCUAGCUGGUCAGGAAUGAAACACCAAGGUAGCUGGAGGGACCCAAGUGGGGAUGAAUGUCCAUAUUCAGACGAUGAUCGGAGAUGCAUGUCGAUAUACAAGAACGGUAGAAUUGGACAUAAUGAAACCCUAUUUUCAGAGUGGGCUAGAAAUGUUUUGGCUGAGGUCAAGACAAGAAAGAUUCAAGAAACUUCAAUAAAGAGAAGAGCUUCUAGCUCUUUUGGUGGUACUUGUAGCUAAAUAGUAUCACUUUUGAACAAUGUACAUUUUUCUUAUAUGAUUAUAUCAUCAUCAAGGUUACUGAAUCCUUAAUUAAGGUGGCUCAACUAUAAGAGGAACUCAUGAAUUUAAUUC